AACACUGGUUGUCAACAAAUUGUGCGUCUGUCGAAGUCGCCGUUCGCCGAACGACUCGAACGAUCGCUUGAGGCUGUAUCUCGGGAAGUGUAAAUUUGAAAAUCAUCACAUAGAUAAAUGCCAAGCGUCAAGGAUGAAUCGGAUGGCGAAGGGGAGGAAAUGUCUCACGACAGUAACGAUAGUAAUCAGAGUUCCGCGUCGUGCGACAGCAGCGCGGAACACACUGACAGCGAUGACUCGUCGGAGAUGGACGAGGAUGAAUGCGAGAGGAGGCGUACUGAAUGCAUAGAUAAUCUGGCGGAUUUGGAAAGACAGUUUACUGUACUCAAAGAACAAUUAUACCGAGAAAGAAUCACGCAAGUGGACACAAAGCUCGGUGAAGUCCGUGUUGGAAAAUCCGAGGAAUACCUAAUACCAUUGGAGCGAUUAAAGGAAAACAUGAAGACGAAAACAGAAGUGGCUGGAAUAUUGAGAAAAUAUAGAUUACAAAAUAUUCAGAAUAAAUUCCUAGCGGAAGAGCUGGCCGCCUUCCAAAAUUUUGAAAGCGAGAAAGGUCUGGUCUGGGAUUGCAUCCAUAACGACCUGCAGGAGAAGAUUCGCCGUCUAGAGGAAGAUAGGAAUAACGUGGACAUACAUGCGGAUUUGUGGCUUAACACAACUGGCAGGAGACGCAGAAACCAUUCGGAGAGAAGACGAGCGAUUUCCGUCACAGGACCUUACAUCGUUUACAUGCUCAACGACGCGGAUAUAUUGGAAGAUUGGGCGUUAAUAAAGAAAAGUCUAGGUAGCCGGAAAGCGGAAAUAAUGUAAAUUAUACUUCGAGCAUCGUUGAAAACAGCUUCCACACAUCACGCGUUCAUCUUUGAUAUGAACGGGAAUUUCGUCCAAUCGGAAAUGGUCUAAAAUUAGACAAGCAACUGGCAUUUAUUGAGCAUCUAAUAUCUGUACAGUGUGCCUUGAUAAACAAAAAUAAGGGUAAUUAUUUACUAACCUAAAUAAUUAUUGAAUUAAAAUAUCAUAUUCGCCGAGACGUACUUCUGUGGUAUACUAGUGCAGGAAAAUUAUGUACAUACAACUCGCGUAAAGAGACAUGGUCCAGUCCGGUGCGUCCUUUUUAGCGCCUAGACACGAUUGUGUCUCGUGAUUAUGUCAUCAAAAAUGAUACCCAUAAUUUGAAAAAAAAAAAGAAGAUAUAAGUAUAUAUUGCCUAUACUAGAUUCAAUUAAUAAGAAAAUUUACAUCAUAAAUUAUACGACAAUUAUGUUAAUCCAUAUUGUCCAAAAUAAUUGGUUUUUAUGUUCGAUAUAAGUAACAUCUUGUUUAUUUUCUUUAUUUUUUCCCUAUAAUAUCAUAAAGAAAUGAGAAGA
This is a messenger RNA of Wasmannia auropunctata (little fire ant), 1367 nucleotides long. RefSeq names its product breast cancer metastasis-suppressor 1-like protein (gene Brms1). The record is from RefSeq and is a predicted model, not a curated record. The transcript has 3 exons. Gene Ontology annotation, molecular function: histone deacetylase binding. Gene Ontology annotation, biological process: negative regulation of transcription by RNA polymerase II. The coding region runs from base 118 to 810 and encodes 230 amino acids. NCBI's taxonomy places the organism in Eukaryota, Metazoa, Arthropoda, Insecta, Hymenoptera, Formicidae. Gene Ontology annotation, cellular component: Sin3-type complex.